Messenger RNA from Osmerus eperlanus (European smelt), 4443 nucleotides. RefSeq names its product calpain 7 (gene capn7). The transcript is spliced from 21 exons. The record is from RefSeq and is a predicted model, not a curated record. NCBI's taxonomy places the organism in Eukaryota, Metazoa, Chordata, Actinopteri, Osmeriformes, Osmeridae. Gene Ontology annotation, molecular function: calcium-dependent cysteine-type endopeptidase activity. Bases 50 to 2503 code for a protein of 817 amino acids. Gene Ontology annotation, biological process: proteolysis.
AGAAGGCUAAAUUACCGUUACUGUAAAGAAAAUUGAGUACGAUUAAGGGAUGGAUUCCACAGCACUGGAGCACGAUGCAGUGAAAUUUGCCAAAACUGCUGUCACCUACGACCAGAAUGGAAAAUACAACGAAGCUGUCUUUUACUAUAAGGAAGCGGCCCAAGCGCUGAUCUACGCUGGGAUGGCCGGGUCCAAGCUGGAGAGCAUCCAGGAGAAGGUGAAUGAGUAUCUGAACCGAGUUCAGGCUCUACACAAUGCUGUUCAGGCUCAGAGCAGCGACCCGCUGAAGUCCAAGCAGCAGGUCGACCUGGAGCGAGCCCACUUCCUGGUCACCCAGGCCUUCGAGGAGGACGAGAAGGGCAACGGGGACGAGGCCAUUGAGCUGUACACUCAGGCUGUGGAGCUGUGCAUCCAGACGUCUAAUGACACGUCAGAUCAGGGGCUGCAGAACAAACUGAAACAGCUGGCUCGUCAAGCCCUGGAUCGGGCGGAGGGGCUGAAGGAGUCCCAGUCCAGAGCUGGCCAGGACAAACCAGGACCCUCGGGGGCCAAACCUGGUGGCGGAGGGGGUCCAGUCAGACAGUUCUUCCCCCUGGGCCCUGACUUCUCUCUCAGUGACCGACCCCAGCCCGUCAGAGCGGUCCAGUCCAGCGAGCCGCAGGGUCAGCGCUACACGGCCGAGGAGAUCGAGGUGCUCCGGAGCACGUCUAAGAUCAACGGCAUCGCCUUCGUCCCGUUCAUGAGCGUGGACCUGAAGGAGCGCUUCGCCUUCCCCGUUCCUUUCUCAGAUAAAACGGGCAAGCUGGCCCUGUCCCCCAAGCAGAAAGCCAUCUUCUCUCGCUGGGUCCGACCUGACGAGAUCUGCAAUAAUCCAACCAUGAUCCUGUCGGUGUCCAGCUUUAGUAUUAAACAGACGGUGGUGUCGGACUGCUCGUUCGUGGCCUCGCUGGCGAUCAGUGCCGCUUACGAGAGACGCUACAGCAAGAAGCUCAUCACCAGCAUCAUCUUCCCCCAAAACAGGAAAGGAGAACCCGAGUAUAACCCUUGUGGGAAAUACAUGGUGAAGCUUCACAUCAACGGUGUGCCUAGGAAGGUGAUCAUAGACGACUUCCUGCCUGUAGACAGGAACGGCGAGCUGCUGUGCUCCUACUCCAGCAACAGGAACGAGCUGUGGGUGUCCCUCAUAGAGAAGGCCUACAUGAAGGUGAUGGGAGGCUACGACUUCCCUGGCUCCAACUCCAACAUCGAUCUGCAUGCGCUCACCGGCUGGAUCCCAGAGCGCAUCGCCAUGCACUCGGACAAUCAGUCCUUCAGCAAGGACGACAGCUUCCGCAUGCUGUACCAGAGGUUUCACCGUGGCGACGUCCUCGUCACCACGGCCACGGGAGUGAUGACUGAGGAGGAGGGCGAAAAGUGGGGCCUAGUGCCCACGCAUGCCUACGCCGUCCUAGAUAUCCGGGAGCACAAGGGCAUGCGGUUCCUCCAGCUGAAGAACCCCUGGAGUCACCUGAGGUGGAAGGGCCGCUUCAGCGAGCGCGACGAGAAAAACUGGACCCCGGAGCUCCUCAAAUACCUAAACUUUGACCCCAAAACAGCCCAGAAAUUUGAUAACGGUGUGUUCUGGAUAACAUGGCAGGACCUGUGUCAGUACUAUGAUGUCAUCUAUCUGAGCUGGAGCCCCGCCCUCUUCAAAGAAUCUUCCUGCAUCCACAGUAGCUGGGAUGGGAAGCAGGGCCCGGUGAAGGAUGCCUACAGCCUGGCCAACAACCCCCAGUACAGACUGGAGGUGCAGUGUCCAGCAGGGGGCGCUGCUGUCUGGGUGCUGCUCACCAGGCACAUCACAGACAAGGAUGACUUUGCACAAAACAAGGAGUUCAUCACCUUAGUUGUUUACAAGACGGAGGGCAAAAAAGUUUACUAUCCGGCCGAUCCCCCACCCUACAUCGACGGCAUCCGAAUUAACAGCCCCCACUACCUGACCAAGAUGAGACUGACCAGCGCGGGCACACACACCUUCACACUGGUGGUGUCCCAGUACGAGAAGCAGAACACCAUCAACUAUACCCUGAGGGUGUACUCCGGCUGCAAGUUCAGCUUCUCCAAGAUCCCCACUCCCUUCACGCACACCAAGAGGAUUAAUGGACAGUGGAAGGGGGCCAGUGCGGGGGGCUGUGGGAACUACAAGGACUCGUACACUCACAACCCCAUCUACCAGCUAAACCUGGAGCGGCCCGGCCCCCUGCUCAUAGAGCUAAGAGGCUCCAGGCAGUACAGUGUGGGCUUUGAGGUGCAGACGGUCUCCACCGUGGCGGAGGCGGGGCCAGGCGGCCUGCAGAAGAGGAGCAGCGGAGACUACAGGUGUGGCUUCUGCUACAUGGAGGUGGACCAAGUCCCCGCCGGCAUCUACAACGUCACUCCCACCACCUUCCUGCCCAAACAGGAAGGGCCGUUCUUCUUGGACUUCAGUAGCGCCAUGCCGUUGAAGGUCUCCCAGCUGCAAUGAGGAAAGCGAGGCGGGGGGACGCGGGGGCAUUUCGAAGGGACAACAGGGGAAAUGUGUCCUCAUACCCUACCCUAGAACCCCCCCCCCCCCUCUCCCCUACCCUCCCAUGAACCACCAGUCUAACCUUUCAUGGACCCAAAGAUACACUGAGAAUGACUAGCCAGCAGUUGGGCCACGUCUCUUUUCUAAAAAGCUGUUGCCCUCCUUCUGACCUUGAUGCCUCCUCCCUAUUGGUUAGAUUGAGCUGAUCGAAAAAGCUUGUUUGCUGCCUAGCUGUAGGACAUUUCACCUACCAAGUUUUCCUGUCAACUCAUCUGGCAGAGAGGGGUCAUCGAGGGCAGAAGGGGAACUGGAAAGCCUUUGGAAUGGAACGCAGCCCUUCGUAGGCAAGACCAGCGGUCUCCAACCCUGGUCGUCAGGGCCCACUAUCCUGUAUGUUUUAGAAUGUUUACCUGUUUCAACACAUCUGAUUCAAAUGAAUGUAUCGUUAUCAGGCUUCCACAGAGCUUCAUAACGACCCAUUCAUUUGAAUCAGGUGUGUAGGAGCAACCUGAGGAGGUUGAAGGCCACUGGGCAAGACCAUGUACCAAAUAUAACUGUCAGCAGAACACCCACCGGCUGUUAUGAUCGGCCUUCACUUAACAACUUGUUCCAAAUGAGGCUACAUAGAUACGGUAACCAUCUAUUUAUAAUGGUCACCAUUCACAGAACAAAUAAGGGGCUUUAUGGUUUGGAGAACUUUCUCUUGGCAUGAUCUGCUCUGACCAUGGACCUCCAACCGCGUUCCGACCGCAUGCGGACCUCAAACCGCUUCUUCUCAGGAGGCCACGACACGACAGGGACUUCUGUGUUGCAGUGACGUGACGUCGUCCUUGUCACCGCGGGACGACAGAAGAGCCGAGGGGUCUCCGCCUCCUCGGCAGGGCUCAUCUCCGGGACUCCAGUGCAGCUCGACAGACGUACGGGAGCUUUGUCACCGUCAGCCAGCUUAAGCAGAAUGACUCUUCAAACUGUCUUGCCAACGUAUCUUUUGUUCACUUUGCAUUUCUCAAUUAUGCACUUGUCAGUUGUUCAGCCCUUUCUGUCUGCCAAGAUUGUGUCAAAUAGGCUAGACCUACUAAUUAUACUCAGUGCUAAGACGUUUCAUAGAGUGCAAAGAAAAUACACAAAACCAUCUUCAGGAAAGUCAUGGCCAAAGUAAAAUGACAAUACAUUAUUGUUUCACAAGCAGUAAGGAGAGGUGUGUUUAACCUUAACCAAUGCCAGGCACUUCUUUAAAAUGGCUGGGUCCGUAUCGCUUCAUACUUAUUCCACUGAAUUCGAUAUACCACUGCAGCCUAUGUUUAAAAAUGCAAUAGUACAAUCUUAUGGUGGUCUGUGAACUUGCACUAAAUGUGGAAUGAUGCAUUCAAGUACAGCAAUGAAGGACUUGAAAUUGUGUGUGCGUCAUGUUUGUUUCUCACGGUCAGAUCACAUUAAUGAGGUCAUCAACAUGUUGUUGCUCUGAACCCAGAGUUCAAUGUUUUGGUAAAGAGAGCUGUGUGAAAGGCUACUUUAUUGAUGGCCUUCGUCUUGAAUAGCCGUGUUCUUAGUCUGACCUUUCUCCCUGUCUCCGUUUCUGAAAACAGCCAGUCACAGACUUUUAAUAAGAAUCACAGGGUAAGGUGAAAGACGACAAUAACACGGCUGAAAUGUGGAAAGAGGAAAACAGAGCGGAGAUACAAGGUGAUAGAAGUAAAGCGUUUCUUUAAUGUGCUUUCUUGACCCGUUGUGUGUGUGUGUGUUUUGCUGAGUGCAGUGUUUUCGUCUUGCACACAAACCUACCGUUGUCCCUUGAUACCGGGGACAAAUCGUAUGAGUAAUUCACCGUCACCUUGCAGACAUGCCCUUGUUUUUAGGAUGCCAUUUCUCAUUUUAAAAUAAAUGUACAUUUAUAAUAU